UCCGGAUCAAAGACAUCGAGCAUAUCCUCGAUCUGCUUAGAAAAUGGUGGAGUUUAUCAAUCAAUAGAUACAAAUACAUAAACAAAUCGGUACGGCAACCUAUGCCUUCCGCCACGAGCCUGGUCGAGGCUGGCAUCGAAUUUAAAAGGGGCGAGUCCAACAUGGGCAUCCUGAACAUAAGCUUUAAAAAUGGUAUCCUUGAGAUCCCUCCCUUACUACUUCAAGAGACGACAGAAACCGUCUUUCGUAAUCUUAUCGCUUUUGAACAGUGUUAUCCCGAAUGCGAAGCUAUGUUCACUUCAUAUGCGGUACUCCUAGACAGCCUCAUUAGCACUACCAAGGAUAUCAACAUACUUUGCAAGAACAACAUUCUUGAUGCCUGUUUGAAGCCAGAGGAUGCAGUCCAGUUUUUUCGCAAGCUUAACCACAAUACUUAUCUCAGGGAUUGCCAUUACCUACUUAUUUGCCAGAUCGUGAGAAAAUAUAGGCGACCUUCUUCUAGUACUUUCUCUAGAUGGCGUGUAACUUUGGUGGACAAUUAUUUUUUCUCCAUAUGGGCUGGUACCUCGACAGUGGCUGCUACUGCGCUGCUGGUGUUCGCCUUUGUACAAACUGUGUUCACCAUAAUAAAAUAAAAGAACAGUCUUGUAACUUAAUUUGUCAAACUUAAUUAUUAUACAACCCGUCCCUCCAAUCUCCUUUUCAUUGCUACGUACAAAGUGGCUAGUGUUUUUUAUUUUAUUUUUCUUUUCGGUCUUUUUUUUUUUGUCACAGGCAAGAGUGUUGCUUGCUGUACGUGCAGUCUGUAUUUUUAUGGAUUUUAAUUUAUUUUCAAUUAUGCUGUAAUUUCUUUUCA
Molecule: messenger RNA, 856 nt
Organism: Carya illinoinensis
Lineage: Eukaryota; Viridiplantae; Streptophyta; Magnoliopsida; Fagales; Juglandaceae
Product: UPF0481 protein At3g47200-like
Exons: 1
Coding region: 102-635 (177 amino acids)
Source: RefSeq, a predicted model, not a curated record